Hevea brasiliensis (rubber tree) is the source of this 357-nucleotide messenger RNA. RefSeq lists its product as uncharacterized. The record is from RefSeq and is a predicted model, not a curated record. Lineage: Eukaryota; Viridiplantae; Streptophyta; Magnoliopsida; Malpighiales; Euphorbiaceae. The transcript has 3 exons. The coding region runs from base 1 to 357 and encodes 118 amino acids.
AUGGAGAUCAGGAAGGUAGCUCUCAUCAACUAUGGUAAAGACUGUAGAAAGCUCGAUGUUAUCAAUCAGAACCGAGCCUCAAUCGAGACCUCUGAUAUGGUUAGGAGCCAAAUAAACUUCAAGAGGCGAUCACCAUUAUCAAGAUUGAAAUUAGUAGUCCCCUCGCCCGAGAUUGGUCUUUGGCUCAAACCGGUGACAGGUAAAGGAAGUAAUCAAAAAAAGAUCAAAGCGAUUGUCAUAGUAAAAAAUGGUGCCGAAAAGCCUUUGGAUCCAUUCUAUAAGGCAAAACCCCCAACCGUUGGAUUAGAGAGGAACGGGAAAAAGAAUUCUGAGCUAAAUCUCCACCCUCAGUUUUGA